AUGGCCUCCACUAUCAUAGUCAUUUUCUUUUUCUCUUUUAUCGGGUUUUUCUCAUGUGCAAUUAUCGCGGGGGCUGCCACGUUUUUCUUCAUCAUUAGGAGAAAGCAAAAGAGAACCGAGGAAAAGAAGACUGGUAUUGUUCGUGCAGACGAACACUUGAAAAUAAAAGAGUCCAUUAUAAAGGGACCCCAUGGUUCGGAAGCCAUGACGAUUUCAGUUGACGACGACGUUCAUUUUGAAGAGAUGGCGAAGAAAAGCGAGAAGAAGACUGUACAAGUUUCGGGGAGAAAGCCACUGGACUUGGAGGAAGGAGUAUCCAGUGUCUCAAAACACUAA
This is a messenger RNA of Impatiens glandulifera, 336 nucleotides long. RefSeq names its product protein TRACHEARY ELEMENT DIFFERENTIATION-RELATED 6-like. Gene Ontology annotation, biological process: plant-type secondary cell wall biogenesis. The record is from RefSeq and is a predicted model, not a curated record. The transcript has a single exon. Bases 1 to 336 code for a protein of 111 amino acids. Lineage: Eukaryota; Viridiplantae; Streptophyta; Magnoliopsida; Ericales; Balsaminaceae.